AUGGCUACUGGAGGGCCCCCCAGCAGUCAAGGAGAAGCACCGAAAAAGGUCUGGACGACAUUAAUCACCAACACCAAAUAUCUAUCUGGCCUUCUCACGCUAGAUUAUUCAUUGAAAAAGUAUGGAUCGAAAUAUCCACUGGUGGCUCUUUACACCGACACUUUCCCUCCAGAGGGUCUUCAGGCGCUGAAGGCGCGCAACAUUCUGGUCAAGGAGAUUCCAUAUCUGUUGCCAUCUGUGCCCAAGGAGUACACCAACGACCCUCGCUUCUAUGACUGCUGGAGCAAACUCACCCCGUUCAGUCUCACCGAGUAUGACCGGGUGGUUCAGCUGGACAGUGAUAUGAUGGUGAUGAAGAACAUGGAUGAGCUCAUGACGCUGGAACUCGAUGCACCGGAGCUGAACGGUGAAGGAAACAGAGUCUAUGCGGCCAGUGUUGCAUGUGCCUGCAAUCCCUUGAAGAAACCCCAUUAUCCCACGGACUGGACACCCGAAAACUGUGCAUUGACGAGUCAGCACAAAGAUCCCGACAGUGCGCAAGUCAACGGCCCGGGAUCUACUACUGGCAUCGGUUUGCCCAACGGAGGACUGGUUGCUUGCAACCCCAGCAAAGGGACCUACGACAAGAUUCUCGAGACGAUGAAGGACGGCGGGUUGACUUCUUCCUACGAUUUUGCCGACCAGAGUUUACUCGGUGAACGAUUCCACGGGCGCUGGGUCAGUCUGCCAUAUGUCUACAAUGCCCUCAAGACUCUGAGGUGGAAGGGCGUCCAUGAUGCGAUCUGGCGGGAUGACGAAGUCAAGAAUAUGCAUUAUAUCUUGAGUCCUAAGCCCUGGGAUGAGAAGUACGAGGAUAUUCAAGACGAAACUCACAAGUGGUGGCAUGAUGUGAACAAUGAGAGGCUGAAGAAGGAGAAGGAGAAUGGCAUAGAUGAUGGAUUUUGA
Exophiala bonariae is the source of this 945-nucleotide messenger RNA. RefSeq lists its product as uncharacterized. Lineage: Eukaryota; Fungi; Ascomycota; Eurotiomycetes; Chaetothyriales; Herpotrichiellaceae. The coding region runs from base 1 to 945 and encodes 314 amino acids. The transcript has a single exon. Gene Ontology annotation, molecular function: glycosyltransferase activity. The record is from RefSeq and is a predicted model, not a curated record.